AUGGCGGCUGAGAACAUUUUUAAAGGUGAAGCUAUGGAAGAAAAAGGAGAGCGUGCCAGAUUGGCAUCGCUUAUUGGUGGCAUGGCAAUUGCUGACUUGGUCAAAACAACUUUGGGGCCAAAAGGAAUGGAUAAAAUUUUACAAUCAACAGGCAGAGGUCAUGAAGUCACAGUCACAAAUGAUGGGGCCACCAUCCUCAAGUCACUACACAUUGACAACCCAGCUGCUAAAAUCCUUGUUGACAUCUCAAAAGUUCAAGAUGAUGAAGUUGGUGAUGGGACAACUACUGUAGCUGUUUUGGCGGGGGAACUCUUAAGGGAGGCAGAAAAGCUGUUGGCAGCAAAAAUUCACCCCAUAACAAUAAUAGCAGGUUUCCGCAUGGCAGCAGAAUGUGCCCUCAAUGCUUUGUUGCAAAAGGUUGUGGAUAACAAAGAGAAUGAAGAGAAAUUCAAGGCUGACUUGAUGAAGAUUGCAAGGACUACUUUGAGUUCCAAAAUACUAUCACAGGAUAAGGAAUAUUUUGCAAAACUGGCUGUUGAUGCUGUUAUGAGGUUAAAGGGUAGCACAGACUUAGAGGCCAUUCAGAUUAUCAAAAAGCCUGGAGGAUCACUGACUGAUUCCUUCUUAGAUGAAGGAUUUAUUCUUGACAAGAAAAUUGGUGUGGGACAACCGAAGCGAAUAGAGAAUGCAAAGAUUUUGGUGGCCAAUACUGCAAUGGACACAGACAAAGUAAAAAUCUAUGGGGCACGUGUUCGUGUCGAUUCAAUGUCUAGGGUUGCUGAAAUCGAAGCAGCUGAGAAGCAAAAAAUGAAAGAGAAGGUGGAUAAGAUAAUAGCCCAUGGGAUUAACUGCUUUGUUAACAGGCAGUUGAUUUACAAUUUCCCUGAAGAACUCUUUGCAAAUGCUGGAGUACUUGCAAUUGAGCAUGCUGAUUUUGAUGGAAUUGAACGUCUUGCUUUAGUGACUGGUGGUGAAAUUGCAUCAACAUUUGAUAAUCCAGAGUCAGUUAAGCUUGGUCACUGCAAGCUUAUUGAGGAAAUUAUGAUUGGUGAGGAUAAGUUGAUUCACUUUUCUGGUGUUGAGAUGGGCCAGGCUUGUACUAUAGUACUGAGAGGUGCAAGCCAUCAUGUGCUCGAUGAGGCAGAAAGGUCUCUGCAUGAUGCCCUGUGUGUGCUGUCUCAGACUGUCAAUGACAGCAGGGUUUUACUUGGAGGUGGAUGGCCUGAGAUGGUGAUGGCAAAGGAAGUCGAUGAAUUAGCCCGAGUAACUCCUGGGAAGAAGUCUCAUGCUAUUGAAGCUUUCUCAAGGGCACUCGUUGCAAUUCCUACUAUCAUUGCAGACAAUGCUGGUUUAGACAGUGCGGAGUUGGUAGCUCAGCUCCGGGCAGAGCACUACAAGGAGGGGUGCACAGCAGGAAUUGAUGCGAUCUCUGGAUCUAUAGGAGAUAUGGUAGAGCUUGGCAUUUCUGAAGCAUUCAAAGUUAAGCAGGCCAUCCUGCUCUCUGCAACUGAAGCUGCUGAGAUGAUUCUUAGAGUGGAUGAAAUCAUCACUUCUGCUCCACGUAGGAGAGAAGACAGAAUGUGA
Dovyalis caffra is the source of this 1584-nucleotide messenger RNA. The record is from the annotation of a GenBank genome assembly. NCBI's taxonomy places the organism in Eukaryota, Viridiplantae, Streptophyta, Magnoliopsida, Malpighiales, Salicaceae.